AUGAAAAAGAAGAGUAUCUGUUUUUUUGUCUUGAUUCUUUGGUUAUUGGUUGCCAUCAUCACAUCAACUCUGGCGGCCACCCAAACAAAAUCACAAGAUACAUUCAUUGAUGCUUUUAGGCUUAUCCAAUAUGAUAAAGGAUCCCAACCAUUUGGUUGUCGUGUUACUGGAUUGAAUUCUCCGAUUACGACUCAAAGAUUGGGAGGCUCUUCUGCUCUUUCCGCUGCCCGGAAUGUCAUCAUGAUGAAAAUUGAAGAAUUAUUAUCAUCCAACAAGACAAGUGUUCAAUCAAUUUUAAAUAGAGAAGAUGUGAGUGGAUUGUUGAUUGUACUUCCACCAAAAGAUGAUGAAAUUUCCCCAAAUUCCAUUGACCAAUCCAGAAAUAUUGAAAAACAAUUUCUAGUCUCCACCUUUGAUAAGCCUAUUUAUUUCAUUUUUCAGAAUGAAAAGACUUCCGAAAUGUUAAGCUAUUUUGAAAAUUUGAGUGAAUUUUCGUUGUUGAGUGAGUCCUAUCAAGCAGUCGUUUCGGAAGGAGAGGCAAAGCCAAUUGACCAAAUUCCUGUUGUUAAUAUUUUCUCUACAUUACAGGGCAAGCAAACGGAAAAGUCUCAAACCAUUGGAAUUGUUGCUCAUUAUGACUCGGUUAGUUCAAUUCCAGGCUUGGCAACUACUUUCAAUGCUGAUGGAAGUGGAAUGAUUGGUUUGUUAGAGGUUUCAAGAUUAUUCCAAAAACUCUAUUCUAUACCAUCAACAAAAGCCUCUCAUAAUUUAUUAUUUAUUUUAACGGGUGGAAGUAGAUUGGGUUUUGCUGGAACUAAACACUGGAUCAAACAAACAGGCCCAAGAUUGGUAAAUCAGUUAGACUUUGUUUUAUGUUUAGAUAGUCUCACCUCACGUGUAAAUUCUCGUGAUGAUGAAUCCUUCAAGUUAUUUAUGCAUAUUUCUGAAAAGACCAACGAUAAGAAUGUGAUUAAUCUAUACAAACAUUUUGUAUCUACCGCUAAACAAUUACAGAUUGGUCUUCAAUUUAUUGAAAAGAAGAUUGAUAGAGAAUUAGUUUGGGAGCAUGAAGUUUUCGCCAAGAAGGGAAUUGUGUCUGCAACCAUUUCAGCACAAUCUGUGCCAUCCUCUUCAAUGUUAACACGAACCAAUUCUCUAGACAUUUCUAAAGUGGAUAUUGAUCAAUUAAGAAAGUCCAUCAAAUUAGUUUCUGAGGCAUUAGCCCGCCAUCUCUAUGAUAUUGAUCAUAACAUUAGAUUUUUUGAAGAUGAAAAUGAUAAAUUUAUUAGGGCAUUCAUUAAGAAUGUGGAGAAUACUUCAAGAUUUACACCAACCCUUUCAAAAGAGAGUGAUUUAGUCAAAACUCUUAAAUUGACUCUCCAACAAUUUACAAGUAAUGACCAAACGGUUCAAACUCAAGAUUUUCUUUUGAGCAACUCUGCUUACAAAUUCUAUACGAAUAUCAAAGUUAAAUUAUCUCUUCUCAAAGUGACACCAAUUACAUUUGAUUUGAUUCUCAUUUCCUCAGUAAUUAUUUAUUUAUUAUUCUUGCACAUUGUGCUUGUGGGUCCAAAACAAGUGUUAUUCAAUAUUGCUUCUUUGUUCGAAAAACAAGAAAGAAAACGAAAGUAA
Molecule: messenger RNA, 1632 nt
Organism: Naegleria fowleri
Lineage: Eukaryota; Heterolobosea; Eutetramitea; Acrasida; Naegleriidae
Exons: 2
Coding region: 1-1632 (543 amino acids)
Biological process (GO): regulation of signal transduction
Cellular component (GO): endoplasmic reticulum membrane
Source: RefSeq, a predicted model, not a curated record